Telopea speciosissima is the source of this 2432-nucleotide messenger RNA. Its product is annotated as DEAD-box ATP-dependent RNA helicase 41. Gene Ontology annotation, molecular function: RNA helicase activity; ATP binding; RNA binding. The transcript is spliced from 3 exons. The record is from RefSeq and is a predicted model, not a curated record. Bases 108 to 1721 code for a protein of 537 amino acids. Lineage: Eukaryota; Viridiplantae; Streptophyta; Magnoliopsida; Proteales; Proteaceae.
UACUGUAUUGUUUUAUUUAUCAUCUGUUGUUGAGGUCCUGUGAUGACGGUGGCAUUCUAAUUUCCUGGUGACUGCUCAGCCUUUUUGACAAAUAUAAACUGUGGGUCAUGGAAGAAGACAAGAAGGAUAAUAAACAGGACGUAGCAAAUACUGGUGAUGUCACAGCCUGUGGCUCAGGAAGUCCUAUUAAGGAGACAUGUUGGAAUCAAAGAGAGGCCCUGCCAGGGGAGCCUUCCUGUGUUAUUUGUGGCCGCUAUGGUGAGUAUAUAUGUGAUGAGACAGAUGAUGAUAUAUGCAGCAUGGAAUGCAAGCAGAUCCUCCUUGGUAGACUUGCCAACUCCCGAAAGCCAGUAUGUGUUUCAUCUUCUAUAAAAGUUCCUGUCACAGAUGAGUGCUUUUAUGUUAGAGAUGAUGAUCAGAAAUCAGAUUCUGAGAGUUUGAGCAGCAACCAGAUUGAAGCUUUAAGAAGAAGAAUUGAGAUCCGAGUCAAGGGAGAAUUUGUUCCACCACCCAUCCUGUCGUUUUCUUCCUGCAGUCUUCCUCAAAAGCUCCAACAAAAUUUAGAAUCUGCUGGCUAUGAGAUGCCCACACCUGUCCAAAUGCAAGCCAUUCCAGCUGCUUUGAUUGGCAAAAACUUGCUCGUUUCAGCUGAUACAGGUUCUGGUAAAACAGCAUCCUUUCUAGUCCCUGUAGUUUCUCGCUGUGCAAAUUAUCUUUUCAAACACCCCUCAGACCAGAAAAAGCCAUUAGCGUUGGUUCUGGCACCAACCAGAGAGCUCUGUGUACAGGUGGAGGAACAAGCAAAGCUACUGGGGAAGGGUCUGCCCUUUAAAACUGCACUUGUGGUUGGUGGUGAUGCCAUGGCUGGACAAAUUUACCGCAUUCAGCAGGGGGUGGAAUUGAUUGUUGGAACUCCGGGCAGGCUGAUUGAUCUUUUAACCAAACAUGAUAUUGAACUUGAUGAGGUAUCAGUUCUGGUUUUGGAUGAGGUGGAUUGCAUGCUUCAGAGGGGCUUUCGGGAUCAGGUAAUGCAGAUUUUCCGGGCUCUUCUACAGCCUCAGAUAUUGAUGUUCUCUGCAACAAUCCCACCAGAGGUUGAAAAGAUGGCAAACUCAAUGGCAAACGAUUUGAUUCUUGUGUCUACCGGGAAGCCAAACAGGCCAAACAGUUCUGUAAAGCAGGUUGUUAUCUGGGUUGAGUCAAAGCAUAAGAAGCAGAAGCUUUUUGAGAUAUUGAUGAGCAAGCAACAUUUCAAGCCUCCUGUUGUAGUGUUUGUGAGUUCAAGGCUUGGUGCUGAUCUCCUGUCUGAAGCAAUUAUAGUCAUGACUAGGCUGAAAGCUCUUUCAAUCCAUGGAGAGAAGCCUAUGAAGGAGAGGAGGGAGAGCCUGAAGUCGUUCUUGAUGGGAGAGGUUUCUGUGAUUGUGGCCACGGGUGUUCUUGGACGAGGUGUGGAUCUUUUGGGGGUGAGGCAAGUGAUUGUGUUCGACAUGCCCAAUUCCAUUAAAGAGUAUGUCCAUCAGAUUGGUAGGGCAUCUAGAUUGGGAGAGGAGGGAACAGCAAUUGUGUUUGUUAAUGAGGAGAAUAAAAAUCUGUUUCAGGAGUUGGUUGAAGUUUUGAGAUCAUCAGGAGCUGCUGUUCCUCGUGAGCUUGCUAAUUCACGGUACACAAUUGCUUCCUACUCUGUUGGCAAGAGCCAGAAGAAACGGAAGCAUGGUUGCUGAAGCCUACUGAUGUGAAAUUUUCAAGUGGAACAUAAAGUGCUGCCUGCAAUGGAGUUGGGAUGACUGGCAUGUCUCAGAGGCAAUGGCCUCCCAGGCUAGGCUAAAUAGUUUAUGGCUUUUCCUAAUUGAUGACAAUCACAUCUGAAAACUCUGGCAAAAGGGAAGUCUGCACUUUGACAAUAAUGAUGGUAUACCUUGUGGGCCCAUUUUCUAUCAGUGCUUGCAGGUUCAGCUCAGGUACUGUGCAAUUUUUUCAGAUAAUUCUUAUAUGGCUGCAGCAUAGACAAUGAAAGUUAUGGCGCAGAUAUUGUAACAAAAGGCUAAAAUCAAACUACAUAAAGAGGGGGUCCCUCCACCAUAGCAUAACUAUAAAUGUUAGUGGAUACCAACUUUAGCCAUCAUGGGAGUAUAAACAUUUAGCGACCUGGGUAUAUUUAAGUUGGGAAGAAUCCACUAAAAUGCCAACUUGUAUAUAGUUGUGAAAUGCAACACAGAAAUAGGUUGUAAUAUCAGUUGCAUUCCUUUUCUUUCGUUAAGAUUUGUAUUUCUAUGUUGUAACGUGUGUGGGCUCUUUCAUUACAGUUCCAUUAAUCUAUUCUUCCUUGUAGUCUCAGAAGUUGGGAUUUUAGGUAAGUUUCAAUCUAGUAGGCAGACAUUGUUCUCAUUGCAUGUCUGUGAGCUUAUGCAGAAAAGUCAUUAUUUGUAUCCUCU